Molecule: messenger RNA, 1326 nt
Organism: Erythranthe guttata (spotted monkey flower)
Lineage: Eukaryota; Viridiplantae; Streptophyta; Magnoliopsida; Lamiales; Phrymaceae
Source: RefSeq, a predicted model, not a curated record
UACGGCGGCGCCGUGAAGAAGAAGUGGGCGGUGAACUCGGCGUUCAUGGCGCUCUACGCCUUCGCGUGCGUGCUCGUCUGCUGGGUCGGGUGGGGCUACCGCCUCUCCUUCGGCGACAAGCUGAUCCCGAUAUGGGGCAAGAUCAACGUGGCGCUCACCGAGCACUACCUCCUCGAGCAGGCCUUCUCCGGCAAGUUUCCCAACGCCACCAUGGUGUUCUUCCAGUUCGUGUUCGCCGCCAUCACGCUGAUACUCAUCGCCGGCGCCGUUUUGGGGAGGAUGAACUUCUACGCGUGGAUGCUUUUUGUUCCUCUCUGGCUCACGUUCUCGUACACCAUCGGAGCGUACACUAUCUGGUCCACCGGAGGAUGGCUCGCCACCGCCGGAAUGAUUGACUACUCCGGCGGAUACGUCAUCCAUCUCUCCUCUGGAGUCGCCGGUUUCACCGCUGCAUACUGGAUGUCAGAUGAUACAAAAAUUACAGGGAAAGGUUUUCCUCCGAACAACAUCUUACUAAUGUUGGCCGGAGCGGGGUUGCUUUGGAUGGGGUGGACCGGAUUCAACGGUGGAGAUCCUUACGCUGCUAACAUUGAUGCAUCAUUGGCCGUUCUCAACACUCAUGUGUGUGCUGCUACUAGUUUGCUGACGUGGCUUAUACUCGACAUCGUAUUUUUCGGGAAAGCUUCCGUCAUUGGAGCCGUUCAAGGCAUGAUCACCGGCCUAGUUUGCAUCACACCGGCAGCAGAAUUAAAUAAAUAUAAGUUGUCUUUCUUGAUUGUAGGAGUUGUACACGGUUGGGCGGCGAUAAUAAUGGGCAUAUGCUCGGGUUCGAUCCCAUGGUUCACCAUGAUGGUGGUUCACAAGAAAUCGGUGAUCCUCCAAAAAGUAGACGACACAAUGGCCGUUUUCCACACCCACGCAGUGGCCGGAACCCUAGGCGGCCUCCUAACCGGCCUAUUCGCUAACCCUAAAUUGUGCAAUUUGUUCUACGGAAAAUACGGUCAAUACGUUGGCUUAUUCUACGGCUUCCAAAUGGGGGAGUACCACAACGGAUUCAGACAAAUCGGGCUUCAACUAAUCGGCGUGGUCUUUAUUGUUAGUGUUAAUAUCGUCACGACGAGUUUAGUGUGUCUUGCAGUGAGAUUCAUUGUGCCUCUGAGAAUGACCGAGGAGGAUAUGGAGAUCGGAGAUGAAGCUGCGCACGGAGAGGAAGCGUAUGCUAUUUGGGGACAGGGCGAUAGAAACGAGAACUCUCGUUUUUCGACUUAUAACGAUGUCGAAAUAAAUGGAUCAUCCAAGGCUAAAGGGCAUGUUGAGAUGACAUGA